Pipistrellus nathusii (Nathusius's pipistrelle) is the source of this 405-nucleotide messenger RNA. NCBI's taxonomy places the organism in Eukaryota, Metazoa, Chordata, Mammalia, Chiroptera, Vespertilionidae. The record is from the annotation of a GenBank genome assembly.
AUGGCUCCGCGAGGUUGGCUGCGUUCCACCCUACCCCGGAGUGUUGGCAGCAACGGCCCCCGGGCCCGCAGGCUCUCUGGGCCUCUCUGGUUGCUCCUCUCGCUGGGCGUCUUUGGCUGGGCCAGGGCUUCGGACGGCGCCGGCCGAGUGGUGAGAGCCAUGGAUGAGGAGAUCGUGUCCGAGAAGCAAGCUGAGGAGAGCCACCGGCAGGACAGCGCCAAUCUGCUCAUCUUCAUCUUGCUGCUCACCCUCACCAUUCUCACGAUCUGGCUCUUCAAGCACCGCCGGGCCCGCUUCCUUCACGAAACCGGCCUGGCAAUGAUUUAUGGCAAGUGCCUCAUCCCCGUGGCCGCCCGCUGGCAGCCUGGUCUCCCCCGGUCCUGCUGGGCCUAUGUGGAGUUCUAA